AUGUCGGGGAAUGGGAAACCCCAUGAGAAGGCGGACCCAGCCGUGGUCCAUACGCUCCGCCAAAUCCUCGAGCCGACGAGGACCGAGGCGGAGCAUGCCUUUGAGCUGCUUGAGGACGAGGACACCACUUGGUUCGGCUUCGGCCGCGACUCGUCGGGCCAGUCCAUGUUCUACGACUAUGGCCGGUUCGCUGCCAUUAUGAGCGAGAUCGUGGCCAGCGGGUCGCCGGACAUUUAUCCACAACUUGUGUCUGUGAUCGGAGAGACCGGUGCCGGAAAGAGCACACUCAUCAAGAUGCUCAUAGACCGUCAGGCCUCGGGAUCCGCAGAAGGGUCCAGGUACUAUUCCCCAGUGACAUCGUCGAACCAGGACCGCACCGCUACCACUGGCGACGUGCACAUCUACGCAGACCCAUCAAGUGCCUAUAGCACAAACCCGCUCCUCUUCGUGGACUGUGAGGGCCUCAACGGCGGCGAGGCCAUGCCGAAGCAACUGCGACACCAUCACAACCAGGACCCACGGCAAGCUGCUGGCCGCCCGUCGCCCUCGGCAGCCCCUCCACCAUACGAGCCAACGGCGACGGGUGAGGGCAGUGACAGAAGGAGAUACGUGCGGCCCCGGCACAGCUCAAAGAGGACCAUCGCAUGGGCCAAGACGCCCCAGACACGCAAGAGGGAGUUCGUCUCCCAGCUGUACCCGCGCGUGCUAUACACCUUCUCAGACGUGGUCGUCUUCGUGCUCCGCAACCCGCGCGCCUUCGAGUCGACGGUCCUAGAAAAGCUCAUCCACUGGGGCGCGCGGAGCAUCGACGCGUCGCUGAACCAGCCCGCGCUCCCGCACGCGGUUAUCGUGCUGAACGCGACCGAGGGCGGCGUCGACGAGGGCGAGUGGGACGUCGGCGCCGCGACGGAGACGCUGCUGUCCGACAUCCACGGCGCCGUGCACCGCGAGCCGGCGCUGCAGGAGUACGUGCGGGCGUGGGCGCGGCGGGGGCGCAAGAUCGCCAACACGUCGGAGCUGCUGGCGUGCUACUACGCCUCCGUGAGCGUGGUGCGCGUCCCGCACAAGGGCGGCUCGUACAUGCUCAUGGACGGGCAGGUGGGAAAGCUGAUGGAGCUCGUGCGCGGCCGGUGCGCUGAGUCGCAUGCUGCCAAGCGGCGGCUGCGCAUGCUGGCCACGGCGGAGAAGCUGCAGGUGUACCUGCAGGCCGCGUACGAUCACUUCACCAAGAGCCUUGACGCGCCGUUCGACUUUGUGCGCGAGGCGCUGCGGAAGUUCCCCAUCGCCCGGAACUUCCAGGGCAAUGUGUUGAGCUUGGCGCUUGCGAUCAGGGAUAACUCGACCCAGGAUUCCCUCAAGGAGGAUGCGAAGCGGAUAUUUCUGGCCAUGGCGCCGAUGAUAGCUUCGUGUAUUAUGCUCGACGCCGUCCGGCAGAACCUGCUCGGGACGGCAACGAGGCUGCUGGACGACAAGUACGCCAAGCCUUGUGCGGCAGCCCUGCAGACCUUUGCAGAUAUGUAUUGGCCUUGCAGUUUCUCGAACCCAGCCUUUGGCGAGGCGGGCAGAUGCUGCAAUGUAAGAUCCGGCCACAACCCCAAAGGUCACCAAAACGCCCAAGGAAAGGUCAUCGCAAACGGGAGCUACCAAUCCACCCUCGACCCGGAGACCUUCCAGCCGGAAUGGACAUCCCUCAUCCGCCGCAGCCUCGAGGCCACCGAGGCGGCCAUGUCGAAGCUGGGCCAGGCCCUACCCGCCAGGACGGAGCUGUCGACGGCGGCGCUGCUGCACCGCGAGCGCCUCAACGACUUCUACUCUGUGCUGGGCGGCGCGACCGCCCUCGUCAGCCACUCCGCCUGCCUGUCGUGCCUGCGCGAGCUGCCCGAGUGCGCGCUGCCGUGCGGUCACGUCCUUUGCCUGCCCUGCAUGGAGCUGUACGGCACGCGCACGUCGCGGACGUGCAUCGAGAUCAGCCGGUGCCCGCUGCACGUCGGGGACGUCAUUGCUGAGCCGCCUUGGAUGGUGGCCGUCAAGCCGGCGCGGGCGGGGGUCAGGGUCUUGUGUCUUGACGGUGGUGGUAUCAGGGGGAUCACGCAGUUGCGUGUGCUGAGGGAGGUUGAGAGGGUGCUUGGGCCGGGUUUGCCGAUUCAAUUGUUCUUUGACCUUAUGGUUGGGACCAACACCGGCGGGAUCAUUGCGAUCGGCCUGGGGGUGAAACGAUGGACCGUCGAGGCAACUAUGGAGAAGUUCCGAGAUAUCUGCAGGGAGGCUUUCACUCCGCGGGAGAUGCAGAAGGUGCCCCUCAUCAGCACGUUAUCCAAGAUGUACCACGGGAGUGUAUUCAAGACCCAGCCGCUGGAAAGGAUUCUGAAGAGAUAUUUCUCGGAAACGCCCUUCUUUGGUGGUUCGCGGUCUCGGCACAACCUGAACACAUCGGUCAAGGUGGCUGUCACGGCGACGACUGCGUUCGAGUCAAUUGUGUUUGCGAACUACAACCGGCCGGACCCGGCGGGAAAGGCCGCCCCAUACCAGUUCAUCCGGUCAGAUGCGCCAUCGAAGGAGUUGAAAGUCUGGGAAGUGGCCCGCGCAAUAUCAGCAGCGUCACCCUUCUUCAAGCCAUUUGUGGCACAGGAGACAAACAGGGAGUCCAUCGCGAGUACAGAUGUGUCGUCCAUCACAGGGCCCCGCCGGGCGAACUUGAGCAAGAGCGCCACCAUGCCUGUCGCCAGCGGACAGAUCCUCCGGUCAGGUCGGGGCGGCGUGGGGAAUUACAAGCGUGUCGACAGCGCACCGAUCAGUGCAUCUGACAACGCCAGCCUCACGCAGACGGGCAUCUUUGUACGCGACCCCAAGACACCGCUGUUGCUCUCUUUUGCACCAAGACAACCCACACAUGGGAAGACGCAGGGGCAGGGGCAAGAACCAGCACCAAGCAGAGGUGACGGGUUGUACGACCACAGGAAGUGUGACCAGGCGUGGGAUGAGUUCGUGGCCGGGCGGAAGGAGGGCCAUGAUAGCCAGUACAGCCGUAUCAGCCCCGAGCUACUGGCCUCGCAGAUACCCAGGUUCGAGGAUGCGCAGAGGAUGGAGGAGCUGGAGCGGGAUGUCGAGCGGGCGCUUCAGCAGGAGGAGAUGCUUGGCAGCAUAACGCUCGUCGCGCAUCGAUUGGUGGCAAGCACGUUCUUCUUUGAGACGGAGACUGGUUCGGUGAGGCAGAGCGCGUCGGGAUACGCAUGUACAGGUUCUAUAUUCUGCCGCUUCCGUCAGUCCUCUACAGAGCUCAUGGCACUCGGCUCAUUCCUGCGAUCGUGCUGCACGGGUGACUUCAGACCUUACUUCCUGAUCGAGGACGACAUCGACAGCGGCACGAGGCAGAGGCGACAGAUCAUCCUGUCGGAGGCUUUCAUCGCGGACAUGGAGACGGCGGGGUGUUUUGAUAUCGAGCCGCUGACCAUCAUCACGGCAGCCGACAAGCAGGACACACCGACAAGGAUCUCGCUCUCGUUGCAGAUGGCGCCCUACUCGUCCGGAACGUCAACUACGGCCACGGCACUCCCCAUCUCAGGCUUUCCAAGGAGGCUAGUCAGCGAGGAAAGUGGGAGCAAGGGGGCCAAGGCGGAGAUUACAGCACCAAGUACUAGUGUAGGCCGGUCGUCUGUUCUGGUGGGCGAACAACGAGGCGGAGGUGGAGCGUCGACCGAGACGGUGUCAGCAAUGUCGACGUCCCCGAGCCCUCUGUCUGCAGACAGCGUCAGCCCGGUGACAACGUACACCCUCGCCUCACGGAGCUCCACGGGCAGCACGUCGUUCAGUGGUGCCGGGUUCGAGAAGCCUCGGAGACAUGGCCAGGGUUUGAUUGCAGAGCUGCCUGACCACGGCAGCCAGGCGGCUGAGUUGCCCUCGAAUUGA
Messenger RNA from Diaporthe citri, 3906 nucleotides. RefSeq lists its product as uncharacterized. The record is from RefSeq and is a predicted model, not a curated record. Bases 1 to 3906 code for a protein of 1301 amino acids. NCBI's taxonomy places the organism in Eukaryota, Fungi, Ascomycota, Sordariomycetes, Diaporthales, Diaporthaceae. Gene Ontology annotation, biological process: arachidonate metabolic process. Gene Ontology annotation, cellular component: membrane. The transcript is spliced from 8 exons.